UGAUUAUGUUUCGGAUGCUCUGACACUGUACUGACACUGUAUGGACACACAGCAUCUGGGUCCCCAACCGAACUGACCGCCGCCGCGUAUUGGAGGGGGGUUCGGUUGAACCGGUUUACCCUUUUAAUUACCGGCGACUCUCCGUACAGUGCAGAGCCAUGUCUCCAUCAGUGCCCCUGCAGGAGAUGAUCCGGGCUAUCAGGUCAGCGAGGACGCAGUGUGAGGAGCGAGGAGUCAUCCAGAGGGAGUGUGCAGCCAUCCGGGCUCAGUUCAGACAAGCCGACAAUGGGGGGCGAUCUCACAACCUGGCCAAGCUGCUCUACGUGCACAUGUUGGGCUACCCCGCUCACUUCGGUCAGAUGGAGUGUGUUCGGAUGAUAGCCAGCCCUCGCUACAGCGAGAAGCGCGUGGGAUACCUCGGAGCCAUGAUGCUGCUGGAUGAGAAGCAGGAUGCGAGCCUGCUCAUAACCAACUCCAUUAAAAAUGACCUAUCUCACAGUAACCAGUAUGUGCAGUCUCUGGCUCUGUGCACGCUGGCCUGUAUGGGCUCAGCUGAGAUGUGCAGAGAUCUGGCACCAGAGAUCGACAGGCUGCUGCGAGCCUCUAACUCCUACAUAAAGAAGAAGGCUGCGCUUUGUGCUGUUCACAUCGUGAGAAAAGUCCAUGAGCUGGGGGAGCUUUUUGUGCCCGCCGCUCGCUCCCUCCUCUCGGAGAAGAACCACGGUGUGUUGCACGGCGCCGUGGUGCUCAUCAUUGAGCUGUGUGAGCAGAAUCCGGAGACCCUGGAGCGGUUCAGAAAGACAGUGCCAGAUCUGGUGCAGAUCAUGAAAGGUCUGGUCCUUUCAGGUUAUUCCCCAGAGCACGACGUGGCGGGAAUCAGCGACCCCUUCCUGCAGGUGCGCAUCUUGAGGCUGCUGAGAAUCCUCGGCCGCAACAACGAGGGAGCCAGUGACUCUAUGAACGACUUGCUAGCUCAGGUGGCGACCAACACCGACAGCACAAAGACGGUGGGCAACGCCGUGCUGUAUGAGACGGUUCUCACGGUGCUGGACAUCAAGUCGGAGAGCGGCCUCAGGGUUCUGGCCGUGAACAUCCUGGGAAGAUUCCUCCUGAACAAUGACAGGAACAUUCGGUACAUCGCCAUGACGUCUCUUCAAAAGAUUGUUGGCACGGACCACAAUGCAGUGCAGCGCCACCGGGGAACCAUAGUGGACUGCCUGAAGGACCAGGACGCGUCCGUCAAGCGCCGCGCGUUGGAGCUGUCCCUGGCGCUGGUGUCUGCCUCCAACAUCCGCUCCAUGAUGAAGGAGCUGCUCCUCUUCCUCUCCUCCUGCCCCCCUGAGCUCAGGGCGCACGCCGCCAGCGGCAUCUUCAACGCCGCCGAGAGGUAUGCUCCCUCCCAGCGCUGGCACAUUGACACCAUGCUGCAUGUCCUCAUCACGGCAGGGGGCGACGUGAGGGACGAGACUGUGCCCAACUUGAUCCAGCUCAUCACCAACGCCUCCGAGCUGCACUGUUACACCGUCCACAAGCUGUACCGCGCUCUGCUCUUGGACAUCUCUCAGCAAUCGCUGGUGCAGGUGGCGUGCUGGUGCAUUGGAGAGUACGGAGACCUGCUGCUAAAAGGAGAUUGUCAGGAGACUGAGCCUGUUCAGGUCACCGAGGAUGACGCCCUGGACGCCUUGGAAACGGUUCUACAGUCGCACAUGUCGUCGCCGGCAACCAGAGGCUUCGCUCUCACCGCCACCAUGAAACUGAGCACGCGCAUCACUGAUAACGUGGAUCGCAUCAGAAGCAUCGUCAGCAUCUAUGGCAGCUGUAUAGAUGUGGAGCUCCAGCAGAGGGCAGUUGAAUACAAUGCGCUGUUCAGAAAAUAUGACCACAUGAGGGCAGCAGUGCUGGAGAGGAUGCCUGUGAUCGAGAAGAACUCCCCGGGUCACACCAACGGGGAGUCGACCGGGGAGGCCGUCAAGGACGUCCCGACAGCCAAAAUGAAGCAGGGAGAGCCACUGCUGCUCCAGCAGCCCGCUAACCAGGUGUGUGACCUCUUGGACCUCCUGGGAGGUUCUGAGGAGACUCUGCAGCCCGGCCCAGCAGUCGAUUGUUUAGUGUCCGGCCUGUCCGUUCACGCAGCCGGCACUGCCGGAGGAGACCUCCUGGAUCUGCUGGGAGGGUUUGAGCCUGCAGAGCUCUCACCAGCUCCCCAAGUGCUGGCGUACGACAAAGGGGGCGUGACUCUCACACUUAGCUGUGAGAAGCAGUCCGACACGGGCCUGACCGUCACACUAACGGCCUCCAACUCCAGCGACUCAGACCUCAGCAGCUUCACCCUGCAGGCGGCGGUGCCCAAGAGUGUCCAGUUACACAUGAAGGCUCCCAGUGGGGACUCUCUUCCUGCCAGAGGCACAGCUAAGGUGACCCAGAUGGUGGUCCUCAACAACCCAAACAAGGUGAACCUGAAGAUGAGGGUCCGUGUGUCUUACACGCGCCAAGGAUCGCCCUUCCAGGACACAGUCCAGAUCGACUCCUUUCCGGGACUCGAUGCUGCCGGCCAAUGACGGCAGACAUUCACUCCGACGGGACUAUGGCGACAGUCUGUGGAUGAGUAGCCACGCGUCACCCCUCCCUCUCUGAUGGAAAGCUCUUUGCUUUCACACCCUUGACACUGCUGCCUCUGAAAGACCUGAUUUUGUUUCUACGGCUGAAUAAGACUUUUCCCCUGCUCUCCAGUCCCAAUUGUAAAUGUGACUGAUAGUGUAAUUCAAUACUGCACGAGUUUGGAAUAUUCCCCUUAUAAUAUACUAAAAAAAGUCAAUUAGUUUUUUGCCCGAAGGUAAUUUUUUCCUUUACAAACCUACUCCAGUUGCAGUUGUUUCACCUCAUGAGUUUGUAGUGUUACAUGACUGCUCUGUCAGUGCGCAUCACUAGAUGCUCGGUCCUCCUGUAGCACUCCUGUUUAUUCCCUUUUUAAAGGAGAGUCCUUUACUGAACAUUUGCCUUUACCAACCUUACCUUGUUGACAAGCAGCUAAUCACUUACUAAUGAGCCAUUACAAUUAGAAAAUGCUCCGACCCGGAACAAUUGACUUCACCAGGAAACGCCGUGACAGGAAUUUGAGAUUGACUAAAGCAGGAUCUUAAACACAACCUCAUGUGUUGCAUCUUUUUCGUCCUGCCUCAUUCAGCCGAACUCUCCGGAUUAGUUUUCCUGUGCCUUUCAUCCCCUCAAGCCCUGAGGUUCCCACGCCCCCAUGUACAAAACAAAAGCAACUCCAUUUAAUUUUAGAAAUGUUUUUGAACACUAGCAAUGUAGGAAUAGAAACAUGUCUCCAUUAUUACCAUUUAAGCAUGCCUUUGCCUCCCACUAUCCCCAUCUACUGUUUACAAAGGGUCUGGAGUGAUUUUAUCUUCUGAAGAUUGUGUUUAGUGAUACAAGAUGUAUAUUUCAGAUUAGUACGCAAGCACAAUUAGAUAAGAUUCUUUCCAAGGACGUAAUACACACCGUUGUCAGAUGGGACACUGCGUCGCCUCAGUAACCCGACGGCUCGGCCCGUGACGUUACGAGCGCCUGCUAAAAACCCUCCUAGAUGUCGGCCAUGGUGCUCUAAACGGAUGCUUGUCUCUACCACUACCUUAACUAACAAGGUGUAUUCAAUCAGUUAUGUCAAUUGUCUUAAUCUUCUGUUUCGCCUCCUUUUCUAAAUAAAUCAAAAUUCACUUUUUAGAAUCCUCA
Messenger RNA from Gasterosteus aculeatus aculeatus (three-spined stickleback), 3732 nucleotides. It is a transcript of the gene ap1g2, whose product is annotated as adaptor related protein complex 1 subunit gamma 2. The record is from RefSeq and is a predicted model, not a curated record. Gene Ontology annotation, biological process: vesicle-mediated transport; intracellular protein transport. Lineage: Eukaryota; Metazoa; Chordata; Actinopteri; Perciformes; Gasterosteidae. Gene Ontology annotation, cellular component: membrane coat; AP-1 adaptor complex; Golgi apparatus.